Molecule: messenger RNA, 1188 nt
Organism: Pygocentrus nattereri (red-bellied piranha)
Lineage: Eukaryota; Metazoa; Chordata; Actinopteri; Characiformes; Serrasalmidae
Gene: gjd6
Product: gap junction protein delta 6
Exons: 2
Coding region: 16-1188 (390 amino acids)
Biological process (GO): cell communication
Cellular component (GO): connexin complex
Source: RefSeq, a predicted model, not a curated record
CGGCCUCUCAGAGCCAUGACCGAGUGGACUCUGCUGAAGCGCCUGCUGGACGCCGUGCACCAGCACUCCACCAUGAUCGGCCGCCUCUGGCUGACCGUGAUGGUCAUCUUCCGGCUGCUGGUGGUUGCCGUGGCGGCGGAGGACGUGUAUGCGGAUGAGCAGGAGAUGUUUGUGUGCGAUACGCUGCAGCCAGGCUGUCCGAAUGUGUGCUACGAUGCCUUUGCACCCAUUUCCCAGCCACGAUUCUGGGUUUUCCACAUCAUCGCCGUAUCCACGCCGUCACUCUGCUUCAUCAUCUACACCUGGCACAACCUGGCCAAGCGGGCACCAACACCUGGGCAGUCCCACAAGAGCCUGGGCCAAAGCCUGGCUGAUGUGUUGGAGGGCAUUGGAGGCCAGAGCAUCCAGAGGAACGUUCAGAAGAGCGCCUGUGUGUCCUUGACUUGCUCCCCAGCCAAAGAGGCUUGUGGUUUGAGCUGUGACUCUGACAGCUGCUCCAUUACAUCCCACAGGCACCUGGGCCACAGCCUGGUCAACGUGCUGGAAGAGAUCGGAGCCCGCAACGGGAAGAGGAGCAGCCAGAAAAACGCCUGUGUAUCCUUGACUUGCUCUGUAGAUCAUGGAGCUCCAGAUGGAAGCUCAUCAGGAGUUCUGUCCAAAAUCUACGUCUGUCAUGUGUGUUUCCGAGCCAUGCUGGAGGUGGGCUUCCUCGUCACCCAGUGGCUUCUGUUUGGAUUCCAUGUUCCGGCUCACUUUGUCUGCACCAUCCCACCUUGUUCCCAAAGAGUUGACUGCUACGUCUCGCGGCCGACAGAGAAGACCAUCUUUCUGGUGUUUAUGUUCUCUGUGGGGGCCUUUUGCAUCUUCCUCAACAUCCUGGAGCUCAACCACCUUGGCUGGAAGAAGAUCAAAAAGUCCAUGAACGUGAAGGACGGUUAUGGGGCCACAAACCACGACGGACGAUCCAUGACGUCUCUGACCUUCAGAGAAGUGACCAGCACCACUUCUCUGCCCACACUGGACCUGGUGCUAGAUCAUCGGCCUGAUUGGACGUGUGCUGGAAACUGUUCUCCGGUCAAAGAAAGAAGAGAAGACAUGGUACAGAAAGAUGUACACAACCCAAAAGGGAAAAAACAGCCUCAUAAAGGAAAAUCAACCAAAUCAAGAGGUGCUGAGGUGUGGAUUUAA